AAAGGUCCGUUGAUUAUACGCUAAGCUAAUAUAGCACGUUCUUCUCGGAUACGAUGGACCAGCUAGAUGUCCUUGGGCAUGAUGUGACGCGUUUUGCAUGGAUAGCACACAAAUUGGUAUCUUCGAAUAUGCCUCCUGCAGCGUCAUAACCGCGGAACUUUGGAAACGCAAGUCGGGUUUGAAGUCCUGAGCAAUUCCACGAACCAAAUGCUGCAAAGGUAGCUUGCGGAUCAGCAAUUCGGUCGACUUCUGAUAGCAACGAAUUUCACGCAAAGUUCCCGGUCGAUAGCGAUGUGGCGAUGUUUCCAAGUGGGCGCGCUACACACAUACACAUACAUACACACACACAUACACGCGCGGAAUUAUUUUCGUUUGGAUGCCAUUCAGCAUCGAGAAAAUUCCGGAAAGAUCUAAUCGUUGCUGAAAAAUAAUCUGCCAGUUCCCCUGGUAAUUGAAAAAUACAUUCAUGCGAGUUUAUUUUAAUGUUUUAUAUCCAUAUAAUAUUGCGACCACAUACAUUUGGUUCUGUGAUUUGUCAAACAAGUGCAGCUAGCAGGAAAGCUUCUGAAGAUUAUUCUUCAGAACAAGGUUUUUUGUAUCCAAUAUAGGAUACAAAAACAUUGAGCUUCCAACGUAACGCUCUCGUUUUCGAAGUCCCCCAAAUAUUCAUUUAUUCAUUCAUUCAGAAUGGAUUUAGAUUCAACUUCAAACAAAUGAUCUCUAAAUCAACGAUAGUCCUACGUCACCCUUGCGGUUAUACCAUAAAUAUAACCCACUUCCUGUUUUUUCUUGGUGAAAUGCAUCGAUUUGUCCUUUUUCUCUCUCCGUGAGCACAAAAAUUUGUAUCAGAGAAAUCGCUCGUCGGAUUGGGCGACCCCAUCAAAUAGUGCUCAAUUAUUUAGCGAAUCUUCAAGGAUACGAUAAGAAGAAGAGAGCUCCACGUAAAUCGAAGCUCUCUGACUGGUAUAAGCGGGAAAUAAUUAAAACAGUUUCGAAUACCUCAACAUCGCUUAUUCAAAUAAAGCAAUCAUUGAAUUUUUAUGUUUCCCGGGAGAUAAUUCGUCAAGUUUUGGUAAAAAUUCAUUACAUAAAGAGGGCUAACAAGGUUAAGGCUCCUAAUCUAACACCAUCUAACAUCAAAAGACUCCCGAGUGUUGCCAAAGUUCACAUAAACUGACAGUGGGACAUGUAACAUAACAAAGAAUGUUUUAAAAGAUUACAUUUUGCAAUAUAUCAUAAUCAAUCAUAUCAUAUAUCAUAUAUCAUAGAUCUUGAAUGUAAGUCGGUAUAUUUUUAGUAUUAACAUUGCUAGGUUAUCUUCAGUGACGAAAAAAGCUCAAUUUGGGUGGUCCUGGCGGUUUCAACAAGUACUGGCAUGAUUUACGGAAGAUAACGAUUAGCUCUUGAAUAUUCCCUUUUUCCACAUGGCGAAUUUUAUGGUGACCCGAUCUGCUACAACGUAGAUAAUGGAAUUGAUGACUGACCCGAAACAGAAUUCCCAUAGAAUGAAGGUGGCCAUUUCUAAAUUUAUGCAGACUUCAAAUGAUGCGUAUCGACUAAUCAAUGUUAUGAUCAAUCCAAAUUGAGGUAGUAGCAGCAAUUAUGUUUCUCGAGGAAAUACUGCGCGAGUGAUCCUUCUGGCUCUAACGUUAUCAAAAAUACUCCGUCGACUUCAAGAAUACGCGUGUACGAAUGCAAAUCGGAAGAAAUUCCUAUAACAAAUAAUCUUCUGAGCUCGCAACCCCCGCCAUGAUGUGUGUGACGCUAAUCACUCGGUAACGGUAGCGCGAAUGGCCCUGUCACGUCACGUUACAUCAAUUAUUCUCCUUAUGGAGAACGUUAUACUUAUGACAGACAUACAGCUGUACUACCGUUGUACUUCGGAAAUUGUAUGUCUGUCACCAUGUACAGCGCUAGAACCAUGUAAUACUUAUGACAGACAUAAAGCUGUACUUGCGUUGUACUUCGAAAAUUGUAUGUCUAGUCACCAUGUACAGCGCUAGAACCAUGCAAGCAACUCGCUGUACCUGUACCGACCUAUUUUUCCGCUGUACAUGGCUACAGUUGUACUGUGCGCAGCGCCAUAGACGGUUAGUGGUGGGUAGCAUGAACAAAACGAAUCAAAACAUUUGGUAUACAUUCUUUUCAUUGACUUUCUCUUGAGUUAAUAACUCAGAUUGAAACAUAUUUGUUGUGUUCGAUAGUUUAGACGCUAAAUAAAAACCUUUUUCAUUGAAAUAUUGGUGAAAAUACAAUGCAAUAAAUUUAAACUCCAGAUUGUCAGUCUGACAUGCGGUACAAUGUACAACCAAAGUAUGUGUGUCAUGCUAUCGUGGUCAGUGUUCCGGUCGACAUUUCUCUCAACCAUCACAUACUGCCCUUGCUCAAGAGUUACGGCUCAAUAUGUAUUGCGAAUGUAACCAAGAAUGCAUUGCUCGGUUCUAACAGUCACAUCAGAAACAAACGCACAGCCGCAAACACGACUAUCAAUUGAAUGUUUAUAUGUUUUGUCUUUCUGUCGACCGUACCCAGAAGAGCGAUGAAAAUAUGCUAUUUCCAUUCUACCAUUCGUGCUCAUAACCAUCCCUCAAUUCCGGCUAAUAUGACUGUAGUUUUAAUGUCAUUUGACAUUAAAACUGCAGUGGUGUGCAUUCUUUUUCUCCCUUUAUUCUACAUUCAAGCGUAGCUGCAUAUAUACAUCCACCUGCUCACUCACACAUCCAUACACGAUGGAUGGUAUUCAGACGGAUUGCUACAUCAAAGCAACCGUCGAACUCUCCCCUAUCAAGUGCGAAUGUGUUGAAUGAACGUUUUCAGUGGUGAGCCUUCCCCGUGAACACUGUUGUUUAAUUACGGGGCGAUGGAUAUCUAAUGUAUAGGACGAAAAAAAGCCGAAAUGUCAUAUGACAUUUUUAGUUCGACGGUUGUUUGACUGUUCAUUUUAUGAUGUUCAUUAAUGACACAGCACAUACGUCUCCAUGAACAGUCAUACGAUGGUGACCAUUAGCAACACUGAUCGUGGUACCUGUACAACGCUGUACACGUACAGCGCUAGUACAGUUGUAUGUCUGUCCAUGGUAUUAUACGUUCUCCACAAGGAGAAUAAUUACGUUCUCCUUACGUUCUCUUAUGGAAACAUUCACAAACACCGGCAACGUAACGACCCGUCAGUGGUCGUUCGACGAAAACGACCGGCAAGAUUUGUAGAUUUCUCUUCACCAACUUUCUUUCUUUUUAAUUAAUAAUAAUUUCAAUUUUGAGUUUGCUAUAGAACCCAAUAGACGAGGUUCUGACCCAUUUUUCACAUUGUCAAAUACAGCUGGGAAUGUGUUUGCAGCUAAGUUAUGACCAAAAGAGAGAAUCGAUGUAGAGAAAUCGAUGAUGUCACUUACACCCCUUUCAUUUUGAGCCCCUCAGUUUUGAUUAGAGUUGCAUUUAUUAUACCAACAUAUCUCUCAGUUCCAAAUUACUGAGUCAAAACCAUUCGCGGCUAGCUGAGAAAAACAGUCUAUAUAUUAUCAUUGUUGAAUAAGGGUUGGGACUACAUGUUUUGAGUAUUUAAAUAAUAUAAUUCAAUGAUUUUCAUUGAAUAUUUCAAAAUUUAGAACUGAUUUUAGGCAUACUAAUUCGAAAUGGCAUGGUUAUUUACAACUGUUAUUGGUGGCGACACUAUGAAUAACAUUAAAUAAAUCCUUCGUUGUCAUUUGCCGCGACGGUGCUGCUGCAAGCAUAGAAUGCAUGUGCGAGUUGAUAGACACAUUUAAGGAACGUGGACGUUCUUUUCCGUAACGUUCUAUGUGAAUCGCACAUAAGAGGUUGAAUUCCAAAAAACCGAACACAUCACAAACGCUGCAAUGAGGGUGUUCGGUAUGCCACCGAAGCGCAACAGAAAAAGGAAGAAAACAUGAACAUGUAUGUUCGCCCAAUGACGGGUAUAAAAAGCCGCAUCGACAGCUAAGAGAGUUUCAGUUUCAUUCCAACCAUUGUAUAAGUAACAUCGAAGAAAUAAAGAAAAACCUAUCCGAACAGGGUGUAUCUAUUUAGACCAAGUGUGUAGAUCCACAUAAGAACCCCACCCGUGGUAAUUCUGUGUGGACACCUACAUGCAACCUAAGGUCUAUUGAAACCAAAUUCCAAAGUUACAGUCCACUGGUCCAACUAUCCUGCGUCCGAUUCAGGAUAGAACAUAUGGUCCAAACGAACCGGAUUUGGAGAACCAGUAUACCAGAAACCUGAUACGAGAUUUCCGAGAUACCUGUGUUUCGAAGAAGAAGUGCCGAAAUUUUUGUUUUGCUGUGGUUACUACGCGUUGUUGCGUGUUUAGACGCGAUCAUUCGAAUUGUCGCGUGGGUUGUUUUUAUAAAAUGCGUGUCGUUGUGUGCGCAAACGCGUUGUAACAAGUUUGUUCGAGUACAUUCGAAAACGCUUUUGCGCGAGUUGAUUCCGUUUGUUGUGUAAAUCGGACAAAACGUAAAAACCAUUCGCGAGGUGAUAGUGCGCGGAAACACAUAAAGAAAAAUGCCGCUUGAUAGAUCGCCGCCUCCGGGAAAACAAACCCCUCCAGAUGAACAGCAACCAGUCCCAACAGAUCCUCAGCGUGGCUCUUCUGAAAAUAGCGAAUCAUUUCACGGGUUCCAGGACUGGGAAGUCGAAUUGGAUACAACAACCGUCAAAGAAUUGACAGGAAUUUUUCGUCAACGAGCCCAGGUGCAAAAUAAAGUAAUGCGAAUCCGCAAUACACUCCAGUCCCAGCAGCAACUCAGUUUGGCACAAUUGAAUGUGAUGUCGAAAAAUUUAUCCGCGACCUAUGCUGAGUUUAGUACGUUCCAUAGCAAAGCGAUGCCACUCAUUCCGAAUGAAGCGAUUGAUCAGCAAGAGGAAGUGUAUGCUGAAUUUGAAGAACUUCACAAUUACGUUUCCACAACUGUAGAAGAGUUAAUUCUGACAAUGAACAACACCGUCCCCCAAACCAAAUCAGCACCGCAAGUUAUUGUGCAACAGAAGCCUUUGAAGGCGCCGAUCCCGACAUUUGAUGGCAGUUACUCCAACUGGCCAAAAUUUAAAGCGGUGUUCCAAGACCUAAUGACGAACUCUGGCGAUUCAGAAGCUUUGAAGCUGUAUCAUCUCGAUAAAGCCCUUGUCGGUGACGCAGCAGGAGUUUUGGAUGCCAGAAUAUUGAGCGAGGGAAACUAUCAGCAAGCUUGGAAUGUAUUAUCUGAGCGAUUCGAAAACAAACGGGUGAUAGUCGAGUCUCACCUCCACGGAUUACUGUCACUCAAGCCUGUGCGUCUUGAAUCCCACAAAGAAUUACGUGCACUUCUGAAUGAGGUCAGCCAUCAUGUAGAAAGUUUACGCUUCUUGGAUCAGGAUAUCACCGGUGUUUCUGAACACUUCAUUGUAUAUUUGAUUAACAUCGCCCUCGAUAAGUCCACACGAAAGGCUUGGGAAUCGACGCAGCGGAAAGGAGAGCUCCCAAAGUAUGAGCAUACCAUAAAUUUUCUGAAAUCGAGAUGUCAAAUACUAGAAAGCUGCGAGAGUGCAUUCCAGCGUCAAGUGCCAGUUGUACCUAAGGCGAAGCAGUUUUCAUCACCUCCAAAGUACCCAUUGCAGAAAUGUCAUGCGGCUUCCACCAGCCCAUCUGAAAACGUGUGCGAAAUUUGCAGCGGUGCACAUCGUAACUUCCAGUGUACAGCUCUGAACAACCUCACUGCAGUCCAGAAGAAUAAUAUGAUUCGAACGGCUGGAUUGUGCUUCAAUUGCCUGCGGAAGGGACAUCGUUCCAAGGACUGUAAUUCUGAUAAAACUUGUCGUAAAUGUCAGCGACGACAUCAUACUUUGCUACAUGAAGUAGAAGUAUCUUAUGCGCGGCCGAAUGUAACACCUAAUGUCUCUGUUCCCAUCAAAGCAGAAAUUGAGCAGCCAUUGCGAAUUCCUCAGAUGUACAAUCCAAUGACUGCAAAACAAAAUAGCUCAGUCUUACAAGAUUUUUCGAUUUCCACACCAUGUUCCUGUUACGUUGGGGAACCAACCAAAACCGUACUACUACUUACUGCGGUGGUGCAUGCUCUUGACCAGAACAACCGACCUCAUCCAUGCAGAGUACUAUUGGAUAGCGGCUCUCAGGUGAAUUUUGUGACAGAGGAAAUGGCCAAUCGACUUGGAGUACCGAAGAAACGUGCGAAUGUUCCAAUCACCGGCAUCAAUGCUCUGCGAUCCUUAGCUCGUGAGAAGAUCAACAUUAGUUUUCGAUCCCGUGUAUCUAGCUUUCAUGCGAACCUCGAUUGUUUAGUCACAACACAAGUCACUGGAACUAUCCCUACAUCGAAACUGGAUAUUGGCUCGUGGAAUAUCCCAACUGGUCUGAUACUAGCAGAUCCCCAGUUCCACACGCCUGCAAAGAUCGAUAUGCUAAUAGGAGCAGAAAUAUUCUUUGACAUCUUCAAACCAAGUCAGCUUCUUCUAGAGGAUGGCUUCCUCAUUUGCGCGACACCUACCUUGGAUGGAUCGUAUCUGGAGUUAUUCACGAACCGUACUCUCCAACAGUAA
Molecule: messenger RNA, 6546 nt
Organism: Toxorhynchites rutilus septentrionalis
Lineage: Eukaryota; Metazoa; Arthropoda; Insecta; Diptera; Culicidae
Exons: 2
Coding region: 4519-6546 (675 amino acids)
Molecular function (GO): zinc ion binding; nucleic acid binding
Source: RefSeq, a predicted model, not a curated record